This is a messenger RNA of Coniophora puteana RWD-64-598 SS2, 3225 nucleotides long. RefSeq lists its product as uncharacterized. The transcript has 12 exons. The coding region runs from base 1 to 3225 and encodes 1074 amino acids. The record is from RefSeq and is a predicted model, not a curated record. NCBI's taxonomy places the organism in Eukaryota, Fungi, Basidiomycota, Agaricomycetes, Boletales, Coniophoraceae.
AUGUCCCACACCCAAUGCCCCUCAUGCUCUCAGUCCUCAUCCACCCCAGAAGAAGACCUCCUCAGCCAACGCCCACUCCACUCUCUCUUACGCUAUCCAUGCCGAGCCGAAGGCUGCAGUCGGCUGUUCAAGUCCAAAGGCGGUCUCACCAAGCACAUUAGCAGCUAUCACGAUGGCCUUGUCGACAGCUCGCCUGCCCCAUCCAGCCCUCCGCCUGUUGAUCACGACCUUCAGGACGAGCCUCCCAUGGACUCUUUUCAGCCUGAAGACCAUGAGCUGCCUGAACAUCUGGAGCCGCAGUCUGAACAUCCGCGUGGAAGGGUGGAAGAGUUAGAUGGGGGGAAAAGGAUUCGCGAGUACCAUCCUGUCCUGACUGGCGAUAGGUGUAACCCAGAUGGCAGCUUCAUAUCUGAGGACAACGGUCCAUUUCCUCUCCCCGCCCGUGCCCCUGACGAUUGGCACCCAUUCCGCAGUCGGGUCGAAUUCGAGACAGCAGACUUCCUCUACCGACGCUCUCAAGCGCCCGCCGGUCAUAUUGACAUUCUCAUGGACCUCUGGGGGGCAACACUUCGAAAGCACGGUGACACGCCGCCGUUCGCCGACCACAAAGAUCUCUAUAAGACCAUCGACGCCAUCAAGGCUGGCGACGUCCCUUGGGAGUCGUUCAGCAUGUCCUACAAGGGUGCAAAGCCGGCAGGCGCUGUCCCUCCAUGGAUGACGCAAUCUUACGACGUCUGGUUUCGUGACCCCCAAAAGGUCGUUCGGAAUAUUCUUGGCAAUGCCGACUUUCGUGACGGCAUCGACUAUAGCCCCUAUCGCGAGUUUGAUGACAGCGGUCACCGCCAAUUUGAACAUAUGUUCUCAGGUGAUUGGGCCUGGCAACAGGCAGACGAGAUAGCUGCAAAUCCUGGCACGGAUGGCUGCACCUUCGUCCCCAUCAUCUUAGGCAGCGACAAAACGACAGUCUCGGUGGCAACUGGCCAAACCGAGUAUUACCCCCUAUACCUAUCUAUCGGCAACGUGCACAACAACAUCCGUCGAGCGCACAGCAAUGCUGUUGACCUCAUCGGGUUCCUCUCCAUUCCGAAGACCAAUCAAAGCUUUACAGGCGACCCAGUAUUCCGACAUUUUUGCCGGCAACUAUACCAUUCAUCACUGUCGAGGAUCCUUCAGUCGCUCAGGCCGGGGAUGACCACAUACGAGGUGGUCCGCUUUGGGGAUGGCUACUUUCGACGGGUGAUGUAUGGGCUGGGGCCAUAUAUUGCGGACUACCCAGAACAGGCGCUCUUGGGCUGUAUCGUCCAGGGCUGGUGCCCGAAGUGUUUAGCUUUCCGAGACGACCUUGAUGGGGAGCCAGCACUGCCCCGGACUCGAGAGCAUGACGACAUUGUUAUAGAGGAGCUGGACCUUGGCACACUAUGGGACUAUUAUGGGGUAAUAGGGAAUGUUGUCCCAUUCACCAAUGACUUUCCGCGAGCGGACAUUCACGAACUCAUCACCCCCGAUAUACUACACCAACUAAUCAAAGGGAGCUUCAAGGACCACCUCGUCGAGUGGGUUGUCAGCUACUUCCACAAGAAGUACAACAAGGCAAAAGCCCUCUCCAUUCUUGACGAUAUCGACAGGAGAAUUGCUGCAGUUGCUCCAUUCGCUGGACUCCGCCGAUUUCCGAACGGCCGAGGCUUCAAGCAAUGGACCGGUGACGAUAGCAAGGCACUAAUGAAGGUCUAUCUUGCCGCAAUCGAAGGCUACGUUCCACGGAGGGUGGUUCGAGCAUUUCGAGCAUUUCUCGAAUUCUGCUACCUUGUGAGGCGUGACGUGCAGACAGAAGAGACACUGCGGGAGAUCGAUGAUGCACUCGAACGCUUCCACAAGUAUCGCAAGGUAUUCACAAAGCUCAAGGUCACGACGUCCAUUUCACUCCCUCGCCAACAUUCACUUAUCCACUACGCCUUCAUGAUCCGCCAAUUUGGAGCACCUAACGGACUUUGUUCGUCGAUCACUGAGUCAAUGCAUAUCAAGGCGGUGAAAGAACCUUGGCGGCGAUCUAGUCGGUUCGAGGCCCUCAAGCAAAUGUUACUGACAAAUCAACGCCUCGCGAAGCUUGCGGCUUAUCGUGUUGAGCUAACAGCAAGGGGGAUGCUCCAAGGAAAGGCCUCCUCGGAAUCAGAUGUGCUUAAUGUGAUCCAACGAUACGAUAGCAUAUUCUACUUUGCAGCAGCUGACCCCGACCCCACCACUCUCAUCCGCAUUCGAGGCAUGACUGGAGGUAGUGUGGAUGUGGCAGAGGACGAGCGGGACUGCGUCAUCAACAAGCAGGUAGAGGCCAAGGUCAAGCUCGCAAAGACAAAAGCACGUAAACGUGCUCGAUCCAUCCCCGCGCUUGCUGAGGAGCUCACGCUCGAGGAAUUCGAUCUCCUUUAUCAAGUCCGCUGUUUCCUCUAUAAUUCGGAUCUCCCCACCUCUCAGCGCGGCUCAGUUGAUGUAUCAGCUGUCCCUGUUGCCCAGCUCCCUCCAUUCGAUCCCAAGGCCCGCAUAUACGUCUACAAUUCGGCUGCUGCAACAUUUCGAGCCCCUAGCGACAUAUCUGGCAUCCAUGGAAUGCGUCGCGAGCGGAUCCGGUCCACACUCAACUGGAGAAAUGAGGCCCCUCGCCACGACUGUGCCUUUGUCUCAACCGACGAGGAUGUUCCAGGAAUGCUGGGCAUGGAGGUUGCCCGUGUAAUGGCAUUCUUCUCUUUUGAUUACUCGGGUACUCAUGUGCGCUCGUUCAUUGGUUUUCUCGUGCAAGCGAUGUGCGAGAUCCCGACACCGGUAUUCAUACCCGUCGGUUCGCUGGUCCGCGCUGCUCACCUCAUCCCAUACUACGGUUCUGACCCUGUCCCUGAGACCUUGAAGCACUACGAUUCGUACAAUGAUUUCCAUGUAUUCUACGUAAACCGCGACAACAUGAACGUGUCGACCAUCCCACCCAGUUGUUGCUGCAACUCCCUUGGCCCAGCACGCUCCUCGCUGGCCAACGCCAUCCUUGGCUGUCGACAGCCCACCGCCUCCGACAAUGACAAGCCUGUUGCGCCCUUGGCACAAUGCACACCCCCUCGCUGGCCCACCAUCAUCCUGCACCGGCCACCGAACACUACCUCGCAGGAAGCCCAGCCAGCAGCAGUGCCCGCGGACAUGAGGUCACUGCCGGUCAAGCCACGCGCGUCGCAUGGGCCCAACUAA